GUUCCAUUGACAAGAAUGCCCGAGCAUUGGAAGAGCUUAGGGAUAUUAUUUCACCACUUGUCCAUAAGUGUAGUGAAAAUGUAAAGAAGGUAAGCCUUCCGGGUAUAAGGGACACUGUAAUUCACUUGAAACCCACAGAUUUGCAGAAGGAGUUGCUUAGAAGGAUUCCAGAGAAUCCAAGCUCCUUUUAUGAACAAAAUCUGGUGUCUCUUAUCUCUGUUCAUCCUUCAUUAGUGGCCAAGAGGAAGGAGUUCUCUGACUUAGAAAGUCAGCUAACAGAAAGAGGCUGUCGGUUGGAUCCAGAUACCGGAGUAAAAAUGAAAUUUGUUGUUGAGCUUAUCAGACUUUGCGGUGGGCGGAAGGAGAGGGUUAUAAUAUUUAGCCAGUUACUUGAUCCUCUAAACCUGAUCAAGGAGCAACUCAAUUCUCUCUUUGGCUGGACUUUAGGUCGGGAGAUUCUCUAUAUGGAUGGGAAACUUGAUGUGAAGCAGCGGCAGAUAUCUAUAAAUUCUCUUAAUGACCCUAAGAGUGAUGUAAAAGUGCUUCUUGCAUCCAUAAAAGCCUGUUCAGAAGGAAUAAGUCUGAUAGGGGCCUCAAGAGUGGUUUUGCUUGACGUUCUCUGGAAUCCCUCAGUAGAACAGCAAGCCAUCAGUCGAGCUUACAGGAAUGGGCAGACCAAAUUUGUGCACGUUUACUGUCCAGUAACAUCAAAAUGGGAGGUUGACAAGAUUGAACAGCAGACGAGAAAAAAGUACCAUUCAGAUGUUCUUUUGUCUAGGGAUCAUGAAGCCAAGAUGGAUCCUUCAUGUUCUGUGUCAGAGGAUAACAUACUAGAAUCCAUGGUUGAGCAUGAGGGCCUCCGUCAUAUUUUUGAAAAGCUCUCUCAUGCACCACGUGUGGUGCCGUCUACAACAUGCCUUGAUUCGUCUAACCAACCUCCAAAACCAAGCAGUUAG
Solanum tuberosum (potato) is the source of this 956-nucleotide messenger RNA. Its product is annotated as SNF2 domain-containing protein CLASSY 4-like. NCBI's taxonomy places the organism in Eukaryota, Viridiplantae, Streptophyta, Magnoliopsida, Solanales, Solanaceae. The transcript has a single exon. The coding region runs from base 318 to 956 and encodes 212 amino acids. Gene Ontology annotation, biological process: gene silencing by siRNA-directed DNA methylation. The record is from RefSeq and is a predicted model, not a curated record.